Messenger RNA from Heterostelium album PN500, 711 nucleotides. RefSeq names its product putative mediator complex subunit 18 (gene med18). The record is from RefSeq and is a predicted model, not a curated record. Gene Ontology annotation, molecular function: transcription coregulator activity. Lineage: Eukaryota; Evosea; Eumycetozoa; Acytosteliales; Acytosteliaceae. Gene Ontology annotation, cellular component: core mediator complex; mediator complex. Gene Ontology annotation, biological process: regulation of transcription by RNA polymerase II; termination of RNA polymerase II transcription. Bases 1 to 711 code for a protein of 236 amino acids. The transcript has 3 exons.
AUGUUUCAUCAACCACAACAACAAUCACAUCAUCAUCAUCAUCAUACACAACAGCAACAACAUCAUCAUCAUCAACAUGGUAAUCAAACAUCACCGUUGAUGGGUGGUGGUGGUUCAGGUAACCAGUCGAAUCCACUGUCAGCUCUUCAACCACAAGACAAUCGAGUCAAAGGAAUGAUGCGUGCCGACCACAAGUUCUCCUAUAAGGAGACUGUCUAUCGAUCGACCGUGGUAUCGAGCGGACCGAUGUGGGCAGAGAACUCUAUCCUUCCAUCAGAGAUACACAUUAGAACAGAGAAACCAAAGUCAACACGAUCACCUAACCAGAUGCAAUCUACAACCAACGCGAAAGACAAGAUGAGUGCACGUUAUGUCGGUGUGCCACAAAUCAAAGAUAAAAUCAACGCAGUCAUUAGAAAUGUUGUAGACAUCAGUGUAUCCGACAAAUUCAUACAGCUCAUCGAGAACAUGGGUUAUGUCAAAGACUAUGAAUACUAUGUCGAUGGUUUCUGCUAUAGUACUUAUUAUGUAUCGUUGUAUAUCGUACAACAUUCAAGGUCAUUACCUGAUGGAUCACAAGGAGAAUCAUUAACAAAGAACAGUAUGGUUGAAUUACAAUGUCUAUCAGGUGAAGAAGGUUUUAGUCAAGCUGCUGAUUAUUUGAAUACUUAUGCUGAAUAUUUAUAUCCGUUUGUAUUAAUCAUUCAAUGA